Molecule: messenger RNA, 1011 nt
Organism: Babesia ovata
Lineage: Eukaryota; Apicomplexa; Aconoidasida; Piroplasmida; Babesiidae
Product: aminoglycoside phosphotransferase, putative
Exons: 2
Coding region: 1-1011 (336 amino acids)
Source: RefSeq, a predicted model, not a curated record
AUGUCCAUCGUAUCCCGCAGUGACGAACAGCCCUCCGCCCAAAGACGUGAUGGCGGAGAUCCCAGGCCACUUGCUAGUGCGCGACCCGUCAGCGUUGCAGUUCAACGUGCCUUCGAGGUUGAAAGUGGGGAUCUGGUACAUGUUCAGCACGCCAGACUUUUUGCCCAGAAGCAAAACGUCCCCACGCUCGCUUUGCAUCCCGUCCAUGGCCGUGAGAGCGACGCCAUCUCCCGGGACGCGAUAGACCAUCUCCACCGCUAUGAUGACGUGCUGUCCGUAUCGCACCAUCGCCUUUGCGAAGUCGUUGGGGAUCGGCGUCGUCCGGACCACGCUCAACGUGGUCAGGUCUAUGAUUGUGACCGAAUUCCCCGCCGCCCACAGCUUCCGAUUAACCCCGUCGUUGACCUCCAGGAGGCACGAUAUGGUGGUGUGCGUAGCGAUGGUGUUCACGCACUUGAAGCCGUUCGUUGCGCUGUCGAAGCUCCAGAUGCAUAUCUUCCCAUCCUCGCAGGCCGUCAAGACGGCCGUGUCCACCAGAAUGGCGGUGGUCACGGGCGCGGAGUGCCCGUAUAUGAGCGUGGAAGUGCCAGUUGGGAUGUGGUACACGGAUAUGUGUCCCGUGCGCAGCCCUGCAAACAGGCAGUCGUUGAUGCAGCGCAUGCUGAAUAUGACCUGAUCCGACGAGCGCCUGCCCCUCGGUUGGAACGAGUUCUUGUCCACGUAUUGCACGUUCAGCGUGAACGAAGUCUGCUCCAUCAGAGACACGCCGCCAUUCAUGUCGCCUGCCAGCGACAGCCUCUUGACGCUCGUCCCCUGGCCCGUGGCGAACAGAUCCAGCCUAGUGUCACUCACACGGCACACAGCGAGCGUGCAGACUCCCUUGUGGCAGACAUCUUGCAGGUAGCACACUCUCUUCAGGGUGUGGCGGUAGAGGCACUUGGCGCCGAACCGACAUUGAUCUGUACACGGUCAAUUUCUCUCUCCUCCCGCAACCUACCGUUCAGUGCAUGA